This is a messenger RNA of Morchella importuna, 255 nucleotides long. RefSeq lists its product as uncharacterized. The transcript is spliced from 2 exons. Bases 1 to 255 code for a protein of 84 amino acids. The record is from RefSeq and is a predicted model, not a curated record. NCBI's taxonomy places the organism in Eukaryota, Fungi, Ascomycota, Pezizomycetes, Pezizales, Morchellaceae.
AUGGUGCCAAGGUUCCGCCUGCAGGGAGUAGCUAGCGCGGUUUCAGUGACGUACAGCUAUGACGUCAAACCGCCCCUGCCGUUCUUCGGCAGGCACCCGCACGUGGAGACACUGGGCACCAACGUAACCUUCCUAAAGACUUUUCGAAAACUUCACAAAAAAAUACAUCGUCACUAUGCACAUUCCUGCUGGAGAAUAUUGAAGCCGAACGAUCACUACACUACUCCUCAGGAAAGCUUCUCUUGCAAGAAUUAA